Monascus purpureus is the source of this 759-nucleotide messenger RNA. The record is from the annotation of a GenBank genome assembly. Lineage: Eukaryota; Fungi; Ascomycota; Eurotiomycetes; Eurotiales; Aspergillaceae.
AUGAGGCAUGUAUUCGAAGCCGAUGCCUAUUCCUGGGUCAAGCAUCUAAGGGCCGCUGGCGCCUUCAUACGCAAUUAUAUGCAGAAGUGCAAGGCCCCAGAUACGGCCACGCGCAUGCUCUUCGACAUCUUUUUAUAUCACAAUGCCCUCGCUCUGAUCUCUACCAAACAAUCUGAGCUCUUCAUGGAUAUCUAUACAGACAACAAAUGGUGCGCUCUUCAAGGUCAGCGAACGGCAUUCCUCGCGUCCGUUGACACUCUGCUCUCUCUUGUCGCUCGUUUAUCAAUUUUCGCAACACAAUCGGAUACAUAUAGUUCCGAUGAUGAGCGGAAUCUACAUCUUUCCGCUAUCCGACGCGAAUUACAACUCUGGUUUCCUCCGGAAGGUAUUUGCGAUGAUGCUCGUCAUACCGCGGAGGCAAUGCGGCAUGCUGCACUUCUAUAUCAUUAUCAAAUAGCCUCCACAGACGAUGCUUCAAAGGCCAUCACAAGAAGUUAUCGAGCCAUAAUCCGUCAUAUUGGUCAGGUUUCGGUCUCCAGUCCGUCAGUUGCCAGUCACGUCUGGCCAUUGUAUAUGGCCGGGACGACGUGUCAGGAAGUGACUGGAGGAGAUGACCGAACGUUCAUCAGAGAUCGCCUGUCGCAGAUGAGGGCUUUCAGGAGCAUCAAGAGCAUCGACCGGGUCCGUGAGACCCUAGAGCAGCGAUGGGCAGAUCCCAGGGUGGGCAGUAAUGCCGAAGCCCCGUUGAUUCUCUUCUGA